GAAAAUGAAGACCGUGAGUUGCAAAAACUUGACCAAAAAGACAUCUGAUGACAUGCCUCAUGACAAGAAAGACGUUCGUGCAGCAAAGAUUCUGGUACAAAUGGCCAAAGUGAAAGCCAGUUUUGCAAAGGAUUUUCCAUCUCUUCAUGUUAAAGAUGGUGUGGUUAAAGGUGGCUGCCGAUUCAGAACAGGCAAGCUGAUGAGGAUAGAAAAUGGGAAAAAAUUAGACUUGCAAUCUGAAAGAGCUACUAUUGCAGAGAGAAAAAGUAGAAAGAGGACAUUCCAUUCACUUGAAAUAUCAGAUCAUCUUAAUUUAACAAGUAGAUCAUGCAAAAGAAAUCUACAGAAAGCAAAGGAAAUGGAGGACGAGACUGGUGCUUUUAGGGACUGGAUAAAUCCCUCAUUUCAGGAACCACUAAAGAAGCUGCAGUCAACUUGUAUUGUCCCCACUAUCGCUGAUACAUCCUCAUUUUCCAUUAUACAUCUUGUCUACGCUGUCCGAACUGCUUUAAUUACACCACUUGGAAAAAACAAUAGCCUCAUUUUUGGCAAGUAUGUUGAAACCAACGAGAAGAAACAAAGAAAGCAUUCUGAAGAGGUCAGUUGGAUUGAGAAGCAUGGUGGAUGUUUCUCUGGAUUGAAAGGAUUUGUCCGGAAGAACUUACCUUCUCUUACUACACAUGAAAUUGUGGAGCGUGUGAGAUUGAAUCCUUGUGACUUUCAUAUUCUAGAAGCCGAGGAGCCGCUUCAGGAUUUAGUCACUGGAGUUCUCAAAGUGUUCUCAUCAAGAACAUUACCAGUCGGAGCAAAAUCACGAAAGGCACUUGUAGUAUAUGACAGGCAUAGCAAAAGUUGGUCAUGGAUUGGUCCGCUCCCUUCCUUUUUACUGCAUUCUCACCAUAUUGAGGAAGAAACAUCUCCUCAGGCUUGGGGUCUUCCACACAAAACUCUCGUGAAAAUGGUUGAUUCGUUUGCUUACUGGUUGAAAGAAGGGCAAGAGAUGCAACUAAAAAUUGGUAGUCUUCCGAAACCCCCACGGGAGUUGAUGCAACAUAUCAACUGUAGGGAAAGGUUAAAGGAAUCGAGAGCUGUGAAGAGUCUUAGGACCAUAAGUCCCUGCUGUGAGGCAGUAAGAGCUUAUUUCCGUAGAGAAGAAACUCUAAGGUACACAGUACCUGACAGGGCUUUCUCAUAUACAGCCAUUGAUGGUCGGAGGUCUGUCGUUGCACCUCUGAAAAGUUAUAGCGGAAAACCAUCAACAAAGGUUCGUGAUCACCAUAUUCUUAAACAAAAUCGACCACUUCAUUUUACUGUCCUUUGUUUGGUAAGAGAUGCAGCUGCUAGAUUGCCUGGAGGUGUUGGAACCAGAGCUGAUAUCUGCGUUUUGGUACGGGACUCUCAGUUCAUUGUUGAGGACAUCUCAGUUUUGCAAGUUAACCAAGUUGUUAGUGGAGCUUUGGACCGUUUGCACUAUGAAAAUGAUCCGUGUGUAAAAUUUGAGAAGAAAUGGCGUCUAUGGGCCUAUUUACAUGGUGAUCGACAAGAAGAAGAUUUUGAAUACGACUCUACAUGUUCUGUGAAGAGAAGGAAGAGGGCAAAGAAAUGACCUCUGAAAUUUAAGGAAGUGCUGAUAAUGUUUCAGAAAGUGCUAAGUUCAACCAAUAUAUUCUUGUCUUUGUUGGAAGUGGUUCAUCGGCCCUUUUCAGGAAGAUAGUUAAUGUUGGGUAACAUAUUUCAAGAUUUCUGAGAUCCUGUAAAAAAAAGAUCAAAGUUUUUCAGCUGUAGU
Molecule: messenger RNA, 1786 nt
Organism: Nicotiana tabacum (common tobacco)
Lineage: Eukaryota; Viridiplantae; Streptophyta; Magnoliopsida; Solanales; Solanaceae
Cellular component (GO): Ino80 complex
Source: RefSeq, a predicted model, not a curated record